AGAACUAACCAAAGAAAUCUGCGACGAAAUCUGCGAAAUGAGAGACGAAUAUGGCAAAGGCGGUGUGUGUUGAGAGAAAUCAAAGCGGAAGCGGUGUGUGGAAGCGGUGUGUGUUGAGAGAAAGAGAAGCGAAAGCGGUGUGUUGAGCUUUACAAAUAAAUUUAUUUACCUUUUACGAUUUAUCAAAUUUAUUAUUUUUCUAUUUUAAUUUUACAAUUUUAUUUAUUUUCUACUUCAAUUAUUAAUUUGAUAUUAUAUAUAAGGCUAUGUUUGGAUUGGCUUCUUGAAGCCCCAAACUCACGUUUUAUUCCUUUAAACUUAAAAGUGGUCUUAUUUUCUUGUUUGGGUUUUUUCUCCAAAAUCAAUUCUACUCUCCUAGAAGCAAUUCCAAUAGAAGCUACAAUUCCUAGCUUUUGAGGUUAGCAAGAAUCAAUUCUGCAUUUAUGAUAUUUUGGUUCUUACAAUUUUCCUUCAUUGCCCUCUUUAAUUUCUUUUCAACUGUUUCUUCUAUUUUCAAGCUACCAUACUCUCUACUUUCCAAUUUUCUGCUUUGUAUUAAUUCCUUCAUUACUCUCUUUGCUUUGUAUUAAUGAAUUUGGUAAACCAAAUUUGAUUAAGAUUACCAAUCAAAACGGGUCGGUUACCCAUUUACCUUCUCAAACCCUCCAAUCUGAAAAUACAUUUCACAAACGCGAUUCCAUACCAAAACGUGAUUCCAAACUCAGCUUCUCCAAACGCGAUUCUCUAUCUCAGCUUCUUCUACUCCAAACGCGAUUCUUCAACUCAGCUUCUUCUACUCCAAACGCGAUUCUUCAACUUCUUUACAAAUCUCAGCUUCUUUCUUCGCACUUUCAGGUCAGAUUCAUCGGAUUCAAAGUCGGAUCGCAAGUUCGAUAAAAAGCUUCAAUUUUAUACCAGUACCCAAAUGGAUCCCGAAACGGUUUUCGUCGAUAUCACUAGUUUUGCGAUGAAGUUAAACAAGUUUACUCAUUGGACUGUAGAUCCUAGAGUAAAAGAGGAAGUGGAAAAAACUUGUUUCAAAUAUUUUAUGAGAUUCCCCGAGGGUAAACUUAACAUGCCUAACAAAAUGAUCGCCGCUUUACUUCGCUUUUAUGAAAACGUCGAAGAACACUUUGUGUUUGGGGAUACUAAAAUUGAUCUUGGUCUUGAAGAUGUAAUGUAUAUCACAGGACUUCCAAUUGAUGGGAAACAAAUUUCAGGAAUUGAACCAAAGGAUCCUAUUGACACAAUAGUAAAUCAUUUGGCCGUAAGUCCAGUUGAAGCUAAUGAUUUGUUAUUGUAUCAUAAUGGAAAAAAGUCUCAUGAUAUAUGUUUAAAGAGUUUGGAAGAUAAAUUUAAAAAUAUUGCUGUUACUGAGGAGAAUGUAAAUUCACAUGUCAAGGCAUAUCUUUUAUUUUUAUUAGGAAAUCUUCUUUUUACCACUUCUUCUUUCGACAGUGUUUCUGCUAUUUAUUUACCCUUUCUUGAAGUACAUGAUAUUGACAGUUAUGCUUGGGGGGCAGCCGUGCUUGCUACCCUCAAGGUUUCAAUGAAUAAAGUACGACAGGGAAAUAAAACGUUGAACGGUUUUGCAUAUCUUCUGUUGGUAUUUGCAUUUGAACGAUUCAAAUGCCUUCGCAAGAUAUUUGAGUUGAAUAUACUACCGAGUCAAUUUCCUUUAAUGUUGGGGUGGGUGAAUCUAACAUUUAAGACUUUUAAGGUUAGAUCUUUAAUGCCUUCCAUGACAACUUGCUAUGAAAAGCUUCGGGAAAUGACGGAUGAAGAUGUGGAUUUGUUGCCUUAUAAGAGGGAUGGUCUAGAAGUUGAAUUGCCCGAUCAAUUCAAACGUCAAAGUUGGAUGGUAUAUGCGAAAGUAUAUACCAUCUGCUUUAAUAAUAUUGCAAAACAUCCAGUACAUAUUUGUUGGAAACAAUUGGGGUUGGAGCGGGGACAUGUGAGAAAAAGCUUUGGUAAUUUUAAAAGAAUCAACUUGCAGGAAAGAGGCCCGGAAAAAGAUAAAGAUUGGAGGAAGUUCAACCCUUUUUAUACGAAUUGCAAUACGCGGUGGACGAAAAGGAAUAUGUUCCUUAUCAAAAAGGAUGUUAUCGCGCAUGAGCCGCUAGUGAAUUAUGUGCAGGAGGAAGAUGAUGAAAUCGAAACCGAAGAACCUACACAAGAGAACACCUCCCCAAUCUCCACUUCCCCUCCUAUGUGUAAUUUGGAAUCAGCUACACCUCAAGAUCCAUCCACCUCCAGCCUCCGAGUAUCUACACCUCAAGUUGCAUCCACCUCCAGGUUCCGAGCACCUACACCUCGAGAUGAAGUUCAGGUUCAGACCCUCUUCUCCAACCCGCCUGAAGCCUUAUCCAUCGAAAAGUCUUUGGAAGUCUUAUCCUUCCAGAUAUCUCCACAGCCUACGGAUGACGAUUUUGAUAACGAUCAUUUUAAGGAACAUGAUGAAGAUGAUGAGGGUGGAAAUCAUAAUGAUGAAGGUGAUGAGGGUGGAAAUCAUAAUGAUGAUGAAGAUGAUGAGGGUGGCAAUAAUAAUAAUAAUAAUGCAAAUGUUGGGGAUGAUGAGGUUGGCAAUAAUAAUAUUGCAGAUGAUGGGGAUGAUGAGGUUGGCAAUAAUAAUAAUGCAGAUGAUGGGGAUGACAAUCAUAAUUAUGAUGAGGGUGAGCAUAAUAAUAAUGUGAAGAAUUAUAUACGUGGUGAACGUGAAGGAAUACUAAGACCAAAACCCCCAAAGCGUACAGUGUAUUCGCCGGACGAAGUAUUGCGUGUUAGAAACAGAAGAAAGCUUAGAAAGCCAAAGAACUAGUGACAACUUGGUUAAAAGUUUAUUUUCUCAUGUUUUGAAUAUUUUACUAAUUCUGUUUGUGCUUAGACUUAUGUUUGUGCUUAGACCAAUGUUUGUGUUGUUGUUUUUAUACACUUCUAAUGCAUGAUCUCCGUUGUCCUAAGUUUGUUUCGAUGAUUAGCAUUUUCUGGUGUAGGAACUUGAUACAUGUUGCUGUCUUAUUCAGCUAGGUUCGAAUAAUUAUUUUUAGCAUUUUCUGGUGCAGGAUGUUGCUGUCUUAUUCAGCUUGGUUCGAAUAAUUUUU
Messenger RNA from Lathyrus oleraceus (garden pea), 3101 nucleotides. Its product is annotated as protein MAIN-LIKE 2. The record is from RefSeq and is a predicted model, not a curated record. NCBI's taxonomy places the organism in Eukaryota, Viridiplantae, Streptophyta, Magnoliopsida, Fabales, Fabaceae. Gene Ontology annotation, biological process: meristem development; meristem maintenance. The transcript is spliced from 10 exons. Bases 926 to 2818 code for a protein of 630 amino acids.